Messenger RNA from Aspergillus viridinutans, 939 nucleotides. RefSeq lists its product as uncharacterized. The record is from RefSeq and is a predicted model, not a curated record. The transcript is spliced from 2 exons. Bases 1 to 939 code for a protein of 312 amino acids. NCBI's taxonomy places the organism in Eukaryota, Fungi, Ascomycota, Eurotiomycetes, Eurotiales, Aspergillaceae.
AUGCACUAUCAUCGCAAUGCAGCAACUCGAUCUGUUUCUCAGGUUUCUGCAUCCUCUUCCGCUGCCUCUGGGACAGUCAGUAAUUCAAAUGUGAAUGUCACUUCUCGUCGGAAUUCACCCCAUCGGGUAAUUGACGCAAGAUCGCUCGCUGUUCCGAAAGCCGGCAGUCUAUCGUCCAAUAUUAUUCGGAGCCCUCGUUUUCAGAGAUCUAGGACUGGAGCGCAAACUCGCGGUCGUAGAUCCGGGACUAUACAUCGCACUCAGACUGCCGUACCCAAGGGGCGGAAGCAGGGUAACGGGAGGGCACAGCGAAAGCGCACAGACGUUGAGGAGGUGGACGAAAUCUCGCAGGCUGAGGUUGAAGAAGCAUAUGUCCAACUGUCCAAGGCAUCCGUGCCUGUUCCUACUCGCUAUACACCGCAACCCCCUGAGUCUAAUUUGACGGAGACUUGGCCAUCUUUACCGACAGGCGUCACUGCCAGGACUGCAGGAGUUGUUGAAAAGCUUUCUUGGCUGAGCGACCGCUUCCCGAAUGGCUAUGUGCCCCCUCAUGAACUGGGCAAGCGACUUUUCGAAGGUCGAAGCGUCCAGUUUUUCAAUCAGGAUGAAAAGAAUAAUGCUGUGGCGGAGGCGCAAAAGCUUGCACGAAAACGUGCCGAUACCCUCUCACAGAGAAAAGGAGAUCUUGUGGAACCUGAAGAUGUGGGUUUUAAGCAGAUGAGUGCCCUGGACAAGAGAGCCUUGGUCGAAAAGCUUGUUCAAGGAAACUACCCAAAACUGGAGAUAGUAUUGGCCGAUAAGCCAUCUGUCCUUGCUGGGGUUGUGAAGAACCUCAAUAAUAAUGAGACGUACCGGACUGCCGGAAAGAGUUCACAACUUAUCUCAAAAGUUGAAUCACUUCUUGCUUCAGGUCGCCCUGCAUCCGCGAAAAGACUCUGA